Messenger RNA from Brassica oleracea var. oleracea, 1969 nucleotides. Its product is annotated as (R)-mandelonitrile lyase-like. The transcript has 3 exons. NCBI's taxonomy places the organism in Eukaryota, Viridiplantae, Streptophyta, Magnoliopsida, Brassicales, Brassicaceae. The record is from RefSeq and is a predicted model, not a curated record. Gene Ontology annotation, molecular function: flavin adenine dinucleotide binding; oxidoreductase activity, acting on CH-OH group of donors. Bases 114 to 1775 code for a protein of 553 amino acids.
AGCAGUUAACUUUGAGUCUUCUUUAAUAACAAACUUCUUCCACUUUUCUCAUUCUAACUAAGAAAAUCCUCUUUCCCGGGAAAAUUUAAUUUUCUUUCUGCUGAAGAGCGAGAAUGAGUAAGAGGAUGGAUUGUUAUCUUCUUUACACGGUGGUGCUUCUUCUUCUUCUCGGAGCAGCUUCUCUCUCCAACGCAAGGCCACGCGCUAAUCGACCUCCCAACUUCAUGCGAUUCGUGACGAACGCAACCGACUUCGCGUCGGAGGAUUACUACGACUACAUAAUCGUCGGCGGCGGAACGGCGGGAUGUCCACUCGCCGCCACGCUCUCCCAAUCCUUCCGCGUCCUCCUCCUCGAGCGCGGCGGCGUCCCUUACAACAGACCCAACGUGAUGUCGCACGACGGUUUCUUGACGACUCUCACCGACGUCAACAGCUUCGACUCCCCGGCUCAGUCCUUCGUCUCCGAGGAAGGAGUCCCCAACGCUAGAGGCCGCGUUCUCGGAGGAAGCAGCGCGAUCAACGCCGGGUUCUACAGCCGAGCUGAUAAACAGUUCUUUGACAACUCGGGUCUCGAUUGGGAUCUCACGACGGUUAAUCAGUCUUACGAAUGGGUGGAGCGAGCUAUUGUCUUUAGACCUCAGCUGAGGACGUGGCAGUCCGCGAUUAGAGACGCGUUGCUUGAGAUCGGUGUGCAUCCGUUUAACGGCUUCACGUUGGAGCAUAAAGUUGGGACUAAGAUCGGUGGUUCGACUUUUGAUCGUGCUGGGAGGAGACACAGCUCUGCGGAUCUUCUUAGGUACGCAAGAAACUCCAACAUUAGAGUAGCGGUUUACGCUACUGUGGAGAGAGUGUUGCUAGCUUCUUCGUCUCCGAGUGAUUCGGGUUGUAAUGUCUCUGCUAUUGGAGUUGUGUACCGUGAUCAGCUUGGACGUUACCAUCACGCGAUGAUACGAGACAGAGGAGAGGUGAUACUCUCUGCUGGCUCGCUCGGUACUCCGCAGUUGAUGCUUCUUAGCGGGAUUGGUCCAAGGAGUUACCUUUCGACUUGGGGGAUCCCUGUGGCUCUUGACUUGCCUAAUGUGGGGGACUUUGUGUAUGAUAACCCGAGGAACGGUAUCUCCAUUGUUCCACCGGUUCCAAUGGAGAACUCGCUGAUACAGGUAGUGGGUAUUACUGAGGAAGGUGCUUUUCUUGAAGCUGCUUCCACUGUAAUCCCCUUUGCGUCGCCUCUACGUUCUGUUUUCAUAAGAGCUCCAGCUUCUCCUUUGUACGUUCCCGUGACAACUAUAAUGGAGAAGAUUCUCGGUCCAGUUUCUGUUGGUUCGCUAAGGUUGGCUUCGACUGAUGUGAGGAUUAACCCUGUUGUUAGGUUCAACUACUUCAGUGACCCACAGGAUCUUGAGAGGUGUGUCAAUGGGACUAGGAAGAUUGGGGAGAUACUAAGGAGCAGAGCUAUGCAGGACUUCAUGUUCAGGGAAUGGUUUGGGAGCCGUAGGUUUAGGUUCGUUGGAGUUCCAUUACCUUUGGACCAAUCAAAUGAUCUGGUGAUGGCAGAUUUCUGCAGACGUACUGUGAGCACGAUCUGGCAUUACCAUGGUGGAUGCGUUGUGGGGAAAGUAGUGAACUCUGAUCUCAAAGUCAAUGGUGUUGAUUCUCUUAGAAUCGUGGAUGGAUCAACCUUCAGUAUCUCUCCAGGGACUAAUCCACAAGCUACCUUGAUGAUGCUUGGAAGGUACAUGGGGCUGCAGAUGCUGAGAGAGAGAAUGAGAUACUAAUCAGAUACAAGGUGAGCUUGACAGCACUUUCUGGAUUAGUUUACUGAUUCUUUUGCUGUAUGUUCACUACAAUUAGUCUAUUCAUUUGUGCAUUGGACUAUCUUGUUAAUUCAUGAGAACAUAGUACAGAUAGUCGUCUAUUGUUGAUGUAAACAUAAGGACUGAAAUAUAAUGAUCAAAAGCUUAUCUUGCUC